Molecule: messenger RNA, 1588 nt
Organism: Pseudomyrmex gracilis
Lineage: Eukaryota; Metazoa; Arthropoda; Insecta; Hymenoptera; Formicidae
Product: facilitated trehalose transporter Tret1-like
Exons: 5
Coding region: 72-1490 (472 amino acids)
Biological process (GO): transmembrane transport
Cellular component (GO): membrane
Molecular function (GO): transmembrane transporter activity
Source: RefSeq, a predicted model, not a curated record
UCGUCUCAAAAGACAACCUCACACUUAUUACGAAGGGUCAAUUCUUUCGAGAGUCUCUCGGAAUACAUACUAUGCGCCUUACAUCCGGCGUGUUUUGUGAAAAGAUGUCCAAAGAUCCACAGACUUUCGAUAAUAAAAGGAUCACUACCACUUGGCCGCAAUGGCUGGCUACUUUCGUGGUCGGUUUAGAAACCAUUGUUAGCGGUUUAGCGAACGGCUGGGCUUCGCCGUAUCUAGCAAGAUUAACGUCAGCGGAAACGGAAACUCUUUUAAAUCUGACCGAUGCCGAAGCAUCUUGGGUGGCGUCCCUUUUGAACCUCGGACGUGUGAUGGGCGCGCUUAUUAGCGCGUGUCUUCAAGAAUAUGUCGGACGAAAGAAGGUGCUCCUGUUGUCGGGCUUGCCGUUAGCCGCCAGCUGGAUCUUCAUCAUCUGCGCCAGAUCGGUCACGUGGCUCUACCUUUCUAGAUUCUGUUCCGGGAUCGGAUCAGGCAUCUUCUGGCUCUCAAUGUCUUUAUAUCUCGGCGAAAUCGCUAAUCCUGCCAUUCGAGGCUCGCUAAUAUCUAUGAACGUAAAUGUAGCGUCCGUUGGUAUGUUCCUCGGUAAUGCAAUGGGUCCUUAUCUGUCCAUGGAGAUGUUCGCCUACGUGAGCCUCGUGCCGAACAUCCUCUUCGUAGUCCUCUUCAGUCUGAUACCGGAGUCGCCCUAUCAUUAUGUCCUUCACGGCAACAUCAACGAGGCCGAGGCAUCUCUCAAGUGGUUUCGACGAGAGGCUGACGUCAAGGCCGAGAUGCAGGAGCUACAGGACUUCGUUCACGGCGCCAAUACCAAUAUUCUAACAAAGCUCAAAAAUUUGCUGGUGCCAGUAAAUCUGAAAAAAGUGCUGACGAUACUUGGUUUGAACGUUUUCGUCCAUGGAAGCGCGUACGCCACGAUGAACUCGUACGCGGAAAUUAUUGUAAUCAAUUCCGGAGUGAACAUCACUCCGUCGAUUGUGGUGAUGGCACUGGGUUUCUCCACGAUUGUCGCUGGUUUCACCACCGUCUUGGUGGUAGACAGAUUCGGGCGGAAGAAUCUGCUGAUCGUUUCCAUCGUCGGCGUCGUCAUUUCGCUCUUCGCUCUUGGUCUACACUUCUAUCUUCUUUCACUAAACUUCGUUCCCGACAAAUUGACGUGGCUACCGAUAACAUCGUUAUUGGCUUUUAGUAUCUUUGUAUCGUACGGUCUGAUACCGGUGCCCGGUGUACUUUUAAGCGAGAUGUUUCCAGCAAAUCUAAAAAAUUUGGUGUCUCUUUUCGUUUCUAUAACCAACUCCACGUUGGCCUUCAUGUUCACCAAAACUUAUCAGCCUUUCGUCAACGUGGCGGGAGAAACAAUCGUCUUCUGCAGCUAUGGACUUUUCGUGAUCAUGGCCGUGCCUUAUGUGUGGUACUUGAUCCCCGAGACAAAGGGCAAGAGCUUGCUGGAGAUUCAGCGAUCCGUUAAACAUUAAAUUAUUAGUCGGAUUAUCAAAAGUGAUUUUGAUACACAAAGUUUAUAGAUGCAAUUUUUUCUCUCUAAAUAAAGUGAAAAUUUGUUUGUGAGAUUGAA